AUGGCAGCACACAGCAAUUAUUCUAAGAAAGCUACUGGAAUAGCUAUCCUGUAUACAGUGGCCUGGAAACCUGAAAAAUUGACCAUCACAUACAAGUUGGCUGAAUCCUUCAAACUAGUCAGCGGUUUGGAUUCCCAGCUUUUUAUGGAAAAAUUGUGCCAUCUACUGGUCACUAACUUCACAAGAAAGAACUCUGGGGAAACAGAAAACUACGUAUUACACUACAGUGCAGAUGUAAUGCCCCAACUCAAGAGCUGCAAGCAGAAAGUUCACAGAAACAAAAGGAUGGUUUCUUUGGAGUGCAGUAAAUUCCCCUUAUUUUGCUUUCCCCAAGACAGAGUGCAAUUUAUGAUUUUCAGGCACUAA
This is a messenger RNA of Podarcis lilfordi (Lilford's wall lizard), 366 nucleotides long. NCBI's taxonomy places the organism in Eukaryota, Metazoa, Chordata, Lepidosauria, Squamata, Lacertidae. The record is from the annotation of a GenBank genome assembly.